CUGAUCACAAGUUUGAAUAUUAUUAUGACAGCACGGCACGUUAUGGAGAAAUACACAACCGAAGACUGUUUGUUGUCAGUGAUAAGUUAGCUAAGAAAGACAUCUGGCAUCAGUUUGAUGGUGUUGCUGUUGCAGAACCAUCGUCAAACGUACUUGCAGAGUUGAUUAACUUUGUGAAAGACACAUACAGAAAGAAAAGUAUCAUGCGAAUGAACCUGUUCUGUUCCCACUUUUGCCCUGAAUGGUUCAGGGUUGGCACAGAUGCUCUCACAGAGACAUUUAAAGAAUCAUUUGAAAAAUUGGACUCACUUGUGUUUUGUUUAAAGAGGAUUUAUUUUCAACAUACAAAGUGUUUUGACAAAGAACCAGACUUCAAGCAGCAGAUCGGAUUGGUUGUACUGGGACCAGUGAUAGAAGAUCUGUACAAACGUUCAUCAGCCCAAAUGAAAACAAAAGAUAUUGUGAUGCAAUCUAUGGCAAUUGCCAUAGCAUGCAAUAGUAUUCAAAUAGACCUGAGUUUGCAGCAUUGGCAGUAUCUAUGCAGAUGUUUGCUUGUCUCUCCCAACAACCAAGAAAAGAAGUGUUCUGAUUUUGAAGGAGUUUUGACGCUAGCAACAAAUGAAAAUUUAAGGAAGGCUUUGUUGAACAUUGUGAAGAUGCAGCCAAAGUCUGAUAAAGACCCGUCCUGGAUGUUUUGCCUUCCAUUACUGCAUUUUGUGUUUGGAGUUUGCCAACCUUAUGACGAGUUGGGUGAAGACAUGUCCCAUGCAUCCCAGGCACCAAAAUGGUGGGGCAUUGUGGACAUCAAACCAGAAAUUGAUCAAUUUAAAAACAAUACAAACAAGUGGAAUAUACCUUUGGAUCAUGUGCUGAAAUGCUUACAACCUGUGUUUGGACUUGACCCAUAUUUAUCCAGAAGUAUAGUUGCUGCAUUAACACCCAUUGAGUUGUAUUGCCUCUGUGACUCUGAUGCAAUUCCGAUUGAAGUGUGCCUGGCAUCAUUGUUGUUUUGGAGUUUAGCCUCAAAUCCGAGCUAUACACAACACAAUAUUGUUUUGGAGUUGUAUGAUAAUAACGAAAAGAUUGUCUGUGACUGCCUUUUGCUUGUCAUAAACCGCUUGUUGAAAACUGUUUUAACAGAGAAUGAAUCGUUGGUCAAAUGGGCAAUAGCUUUCAAACUCGGUGUUGAAGGAGUGGAAAAAAUGUACAGAACAAAUAGAAUUAUGAAAAUUUCAUGUUGGAGUGCAAUCUUUCUACUCUGUAUCACAACACACCGUCGAUUAGUUGAAUCGGAAUCUGCGAAGGGGCGUGUGGACAAACCUGAUUACGAUGCACAUAUAUCUGCUGUUGCAGGCAAUAUAGCAUCAUGGCUCAGGUUAUACUCUCCAUUGGAUAUAACAUACAAAAUGGCUACAUAUUUGAAUUACUGGAACUAUGCAUUCGUAUCUUUUGCUGGAGAUACAUUCAAUCAUUGGAAUUCAUGUUUGGCUUUGGAGCUGAAGCAAAAUUUAGGAAACCAGUUCUCUGGAAGACGGAAUGUAAAGGAGGAGUUUGUAGCAGUUUUUUGUACUCAGCUGGAAUUAUUUCAGAAGCCACUGCAAGAGUGUCUUACAACAUUAGCAAGCGAGGCAAUUGACGAAGGACACACAGUGGACUACCAUAAAAUGAAUUCAGAACAAAAGCAGAGGCUCAAAUGGCUAAUGACUAGCAUGUUUCACAAGUUCUGGAGACAGUACGUUUUGAGCGAUUCUCCCAAUGCCUCUCUUCAAAUUCUGAAAAUGGCAAUCACAUGGCCACCGAUAAAGUUGUUUUUGAAAAACAAAGACGAGGGAAGUGAGAAUCAACUGUUGUAUGAUGACGCUCGAGUGAAUCUUGAUUUGAUCAUAACGAUGUGUAAUAGUUGUUGGGCUUCAGUUGAAACUGGAGACAUUGAAAUCGGAAUGUUGCGUAUGAUAAAUGAACAUGUGUCAGGUUUUUCGGCGAUUAUGAACAUACUAUUGCCGAAGGAAAACGCAGUUCUGUUUAGUAGAACAAUACAAGUGAGGAUGAUUGAGUUGGAAGCAUUUGAAGCCCAGUCAAGACAGUUGUCUGAACUAGUUAACCACUGUCAGAUUAUUAAAGUCGAUACAACUGAUGUUGAUAGAAUUCUCACUAUCACGACAAACAACUUGGAAUCCCAGCCCCUCAACAGGUUUUGUGCAACAGUUAAGAUGAAAUCAGUGCAAGAUGUUGUGGAACCGAAAAUCACAGCUUUUAAAAUUUCAAAAGGAGUGUUGGACAUAUUGGGAGCAUUUGUAAAACGUAAAGAAAGUUUUGUGUUCCAAAGGAUGUGGAAUGCUACAUGUAACAAAAAUGGUCAAUUGUGUAAAACACUUUCAGACGUUGUUGACAACAUUUGGAGUCAUGUUGAAAAAGAAUGGAAAGAAUUUGGAGUUAAACUGGAAACUGGAAAUAUCCUGUUUCACGAGUUCAAUUCAAUGUUUAAUCACUUUCGAGAUGACGAAAAACGUCUUGUAUUCGAAAUAACAACCUUUGGAAUUUCAGAGGACAUUGCAUGCAAUCGGAUCCGUCAAGUUCAUGAGCACAUGCAACUGCAGUCCUGUGUCAGUGGCGCUAAAGCGCUUUUAAAAGUUCAGCGCAAGUACAAUCUGCGUGGUGACUUUGAAGCGAUCAAAAACAUAUCUGAACACAUAGAUCACCACUUUAAAAUGAAAGACUUUGACACGAGAUUGAUGAAAACAUUCCAAGUUCUUAAGGGGAUUUCAGAACCGCAAGUCCGAUGUUUGGAAGUGUUCCUUAAGUGUGAAAACCUAACAUCGUGGCUCAAAGAGUCAAUGAAAGCAGCUGGACAAAAGGAAUUGAAAGUGUUCGUAGACCUUGCUAUGAUGUCGGCUGGAGAGGAACCGAUGAACAUCCAAAAAGUGCGAUGUCUGCACUCAGCUGUGCUCGGCUAUUCACCACUUAUUUUUGAGCUGAACUCUAACUCUGACUGUGACUAUAGUGCAUUGAUAGACAAAUGCAAAGUUGUAUGGAAAGAGCUUGAUGCUAAUCCAAAUUUACCUAAACAGUUGGUUGAUACAGACAGAGAACUUCCUUGGCUCAAGGACAUCAAGAAAGCUCAUGGCUCAGUGGAGGUGACGUCAUUGAUGCAAGCGGAUGCCAUAAACAAUGAUGGUGUUUACACUGUUGGGUUAAUAUCUGGAAUGGAAAGCUCGAAUGCUGACAUUAUGAAAAAGGAUGUUAUUAAAUUAACGGUACCCGAAAAAGAACACAAGCGUCAGAUUAGAAGCUACACCUUCUCGCAGCUCCAAGAUCUACAAAGUCGCCUGAUGUUGGUGGCUGGCAAAAGCACGCUAGACAAGAAGGAUGUUGAAGUGGAUGUUGAAAUGUUCACCUCGGUGUUUGAUAGCGUUACUCGUCUGGGUAACGUGUUUAGAAAACUGUGUUUGACGGGCUGUGUGUUGUUCAACAGUUGGAAAGCUACAUUCAUGUGCAACACAAGCAGACGGGUUUGUGUCAUACUCGCAUUUGGUGAAGGAAAUGAUGUACCAAAACUGAAGGGUGGUGUUUCAAAUGAAGAAGGUUUGCAGAAUGUUAUUCCUGACCUUGCAAAAUUCAUGGAAAAGUGUUUGGAGGAAUGGUUACAAUACAUUAGAACUAAACGAGUUGAAUAUUUCUACCUGAACUAUUUUACGGUUGAUCAGUUAGUCAUACUACAACGAGAGCUUGUGAAAGUUGGGUCAGACAAAGCACCUUCAAAUCAUAUAUACCCGCUGUUGUCAGCUGUGAAACAGGAUUGCACACCAGCUGACUUAGUAGCAGCUUUAAACCUCGCGAAAGAGGAAGUGGAUAAUCGCACUAUGAAAGAAGAUGUUGAAAGCUCUAUAAGCACACCAAAGAAGGAGAGUAAUGAGGACAACAAUGCACAUGUUCUGGAUGAGAAAAAAAUCGCAUUCGUUAAUGAACUUGUUGCUGCAGGGAUUGAGGAGUCAUUAGCACUUCGAUCUAUCGAUCACAUUGAUGUGAAAGAUAUUGAAUCCAAGGAUGUAACACAAGCAUUGUUAUGGUGCAUGGAUGAAGCCGAAACGCACCAGAGCACCAGCCCAUUAAAGGAUGACAUUGACGUUAGUGAAACGAGGGAACCCCCAAACACUACUCAGUCAUUUUCUGGUUGGAAUGAUUCAACUUCCACCAUGGCCUCCAUUAUUAAAGCAAAUCUAGCCAAACUACAUGAGCAUAGUGCGGGUGUAGCUGAACUGAUACAGGGCCUUUCUGAACUAUGGAAGAGCUUCUUGGGGUCUAUCUCCUCCAACAUCAGCGACUAUCUUAAUCUCGAGUAUUUGGGGAUUGUCCUGAAGUAUCUUGCAGAACAAGAGAAAAUUCACAGAAAACUUGCAACAAGCUUCAUUGAGGGGGAGCCAAAUCUUAUUAUUUGCCCUACAGAGGAUAUACCGAAGGUGACACUGUCAGUCUAUAUGCAUGACAAAGAACAACCUCUUCCUUUGUCUGAUGAAGUUUUGGUCUGUUCGUCGUUAACGUCAAAGGACGAGGUGGACAUAUUUUGGCGUAGGGCAAUAUUUGGAGCUGGAGGAAAGAUCCAUUGUCUCGUUAAUGCAGAUUUGUUGGACUACGAUGUCAGUGCGGCUGCAGAACAAAACCUGGAGGAAUACAUUCUGGAGACAAAGCACAAAUCUGAUUUGAAAUACAGACUUUUUGUAAUAUGUGGGUUGGACAAUGAAUAUCGCUCUCCAUUUGUGUCGUCUCUGGACAAGUAUGUUCGGCAGGUGCAAACUGUCAAUCCAACAUUACUGAGAGAAUAUGUUGCAGAAAAAUUAGUAGUCCCCAAAACAAGAACACAGUCUGCUUCCAGCAUUGACUUUUAUAGGUCAUCAGCACGUAUUGUGAAAUCGAGUCGGGCAGGUGUAGGAAAGAGCUUGUAUGUAAAACGUCGUGCUGAAGCUCUGUCCAUUCAGUUUGGUCAGAAAUUGAAGAACCUGGAUACCAAACUAGUGUCCAUACCAUUACAAGAAAAGAACAUUGACAUUCAUGAAGUGAUUCAGAUAUUACUUGUACACACACCGACACCGGGAAUAAAGACGGCGAGGAUAUUUCAUAUUGACAUCUCCCACGAGGUGCAAGAAGGAAUAGACUUCCUUCUGUUCAAUCUUCUUAUCCUGAACUGCCUGAUGGACAAGAACGGCUAUGUAUGGAGAAGGAGCAUAGACGACAUGUGUUUAAUUGAAACGAUGCCAAUCAUGAAAGUGACCCGUGAAAAGCAUGAGAUGCAGUACGCACAUCCGAUGUUCGACAUACUACCAGACGUGAUAUGUAGAUCACCAGAAGAGAGUUUUGGUGUAUAUUCUGGCGAAGCACGCAUCAAACCAACAGACUACAAGAUGACGGACCAACUUUUUGACGAGAAGCAGUUUAGAAGUCUGGUCUUCCAGCGCACGUUCCAAUAUCUGCAACGACUCGACACUGGUAGAAGCAUGAAUGAUGUCAACCCUGGGAGUCCUGAAGGGGAUCCCAAAUUGUGUUUGCAUGUUUUAUUACGGCGUUGUGGUGUGAAGAAUCCAUCAUGGUCUGAGCUGCAUCACUUUGUGUGGUUCCUCAACACUCAACUGGUGGACUUUGAGCAAAAUGCGUUUGUGGGCACGGCUGCAGCAGAAGAUCUUCCUGGAUUUGCAACAUUUGUUCUGCGAUUCCUGAUGCAGAUGUCAAAGGACUUUUCAACAAGAUCACUCAAGAUCAGCGAGGAAUCGCCGGGUUGUGCACCAUUGGAUGACAUGAACGAGGAGGAAGAGGAAGAUGAGGACACUGUCUUGAACCGCUUAUCAUUGAGACGAACUUGGGAAAGCAGCCCACAUCCCUAUCUGUUUUUCAACUCGGAUCACUUCACCUUUACUUUUUUGGGGUUUUUCAUUCAACGAGCUACAGGGAAUUUAAUAGAUCAGCAGACUGGCAUGUUACUUGAACAAGGCAUAAUGGCACAGAAUUUGUAUGAUGGAUUAGUGAGGAAUCGUGCACCAUUACAAGAAAACUUUGACUGUCUCCCAAGAGACCAAAAAAUACUAAAAUUGUGCAACAUUAUGGGCAUAGAGUUUCCACAUGAUCCAGACAGUACCUAUGAACUUACAACAGACAACGUGAAGAAAAUCAUGGCAAUCUAUAUGAGAUUCCGAUGUGACAUUCCUGUUAUUGUUAUGGGUGAAACCGGUUGUGGUAAAACACGUCUGGUCAAGUUUAUGUGUGCUCUGCAAUCUCCACCAGGAGUCAACGUCAACAAUAUGAUCCUGAUGAAGAUACACGGUGGAACAACUAAAGAUGACAUAAAAAGAAAGGUGCACACAGCGGAAGUGAUAGCAAAGAAAAAUGUGGAGGAUUAUGGCCGCCAUAUGUACACGGUACUGUUCUUUGAUGAGGCCAACACCACUGAAGCGAUCGGAAUAAUCAAGGAGAUCAUGUGCGACAGAUCUAUAUGUGGCGAACCACUGAAACUGUGCGAAAACCUGAAAAUUAUUGCAGCGUGCAACCCAUACAGAAAACACCCAGAAGAGCUGAUAAAGAAGCUAGAGCAAGCCGGUCUGGGCUACCAUGUUGAUGCAGACGAAACAACAGAUAGACUUGGACGAGUACCAAUGAGACGCCUGGUGUACAGAGUCCAACCACUUCCACAAAGUUUGCUACCACUUGUAUGGGACUUUGGACAGCUAGACACUGAAGUUGAGAAGUUGUACAUAUGCCAGAUGGUCAAAAGAGCUGUGGUUGAAGAACGCCUGCCAAAUAAACCUGGCUUGGUGGAAAUUGUGAGCAGUGUCCUUGCAACAUCACAGAAAUACAUGCGGGAUCAAAAGGAUGAAUGCAGUUUUGUUUCAUUGAGGGAUGCAGAGCGUGUCCUGUUGGUUAUGGCAUGGUUUUACAAUCAGGCUAAUGAUAAUAGGUUUUUGUUUGAUGCCAUGGACGCUAAAAUAGAAGAGAAUGAGGAAAAUGAUGACGAUGAGGCCAUUGAAGUAAAUAGACUGGACGAUUUGACUCGCUGUUUGGUUCUUGCAAUCGGGGUCUGCUAUCAUGCCUGUUUGAAAACCCGAUAUGCUUAUAGAGCAGCCGUAGCAGCUGAGUUUAAACAACCAUGCCCAUUGCCGAAUGGGGCUGACCAAAUAUUGCAAGAAAUAGAAUGUUGCCAAGAGGUAUUUCUGGACAAUGUGAAACUUGACGAUAACAUUGCCCGCAAUACAGCGUUGAAAGAGAACGUCUUCAUGAUGGUGGUUUGCAUUGAAUUGAGGAUACCACUGUUUCUUGUUGGGAAACCUGGAAGUUCAAAGUCUCUCGCGAAAACGAUUGUUGCAGAUGAGAUGCAGGGUAACAGCGCCCGACACCCGUUGUUUAAACAUCUUAAACAGGUCCAGAUGGUCUCUUUUCAAUGCAGUCCGUUAUCCACACCAGAUGGUAUUGUUGGAACCUUCCGACAAUGUGCAGAGUUUCAGAAAGAUAAGGAUCCAGAUACGUUUGUAUGUGCUGUUGUUCUGGAUGAGGUCGGACUAGCGGAAGACAGCCCACGCAUGCCACUGAAGACAUUGCACCCACUUCUGGAAGAUGGAUGCCAAGGUGAUGAAACACCGGAACGUUACAAGAAAGUUGCCUUUAUUGGUAUCUCAAACUGGGCUUUGGAUCCCGCCAAGAUGAACAGAGGGAUCCUAGUGCAGCGGGAAGUUCCAGAUCUGGACGAAUUGAUCACUAGCGCAAAAGGCAUUUGUCAAACAACUGAAGAUGUUGAAUCAUUUUUGGAUCCUUUCCUUGAACCGUUGUCAAGAGCAUAUCUGGAGAUAUUCCAAAGAGCAUCAGACAGGAUGCGUGAGUUUUAUGGACUCCGCGAUUUUUACAGUUUGAUGAAAAUGGUUUACGGCUCUGUGGCCAAUAACAAAAGGAAGCCGACAUGGUUGGAAAUACUGCAUGCAAUCAAGAGGAACUUUGGAGGGCUAGAUCUGGUGGACCCCGAGGAAUGCUUCAAACAACACCUGCAAACUGUCAUCCGAUGUGAAAGAAACACAGAUCCUAAACAGGAUGGCCCUGAUUGUAGUGCCAAAGGACUGAUUGAAGCUUGUCUAUUUGAUUCUUUAAAGUCACAAGGGGAGAGUCGGUAUCUGCUGCUACUGACUGAUAAUUAUGGAGCAUUAUCCAUGAUCCAGCAACAAAUCUUAUCCAAGAGAAGUGAGAUUAGGCCAAUAACUAUUUUUGGUAGCAGUUUCCGAAGUGACCAGGAAUACACACAGGUGUGCCGCAACAUAAACAAGAUCAAGGUAUGCAUGGAGACUGGAAACACUGUUGUAUUGCUGAACUUGGAGAAUCUGUAUGAAAGUCUGUAUGACGCAUUGAACCAGUACUAUGUGUUCUUCGGAGGGGAGAGAUAUGUUGACCUAGGCCUAGGGACCCACCGAGUAAAAUGUCCAGUUCAUAAGAACUUCAGAUUGAUCGUUGUUGCCGAGAAACAUACCGUGUACAAAAAGUUCCCAAUCCCACUAAUCAAUCGACUGGAGAAACAUUUCCUCGCAGUGAAUACGAUUCUGAAUGACCGACAGCUAAUCCUUGCUAAGAAACUGCAGGGCUGGGCAGAAGCAUUUGCAGCUGAACCUGAUAGUUUUAUUCACAGUCAUGCAAAUAGAAGACAGAUGCAGGUCGGAGACAUUUUCAUCGGAUUUCACGAAGACACCUGUUCUGCUAUUGUCAUGGAUGUGUGUGAAAAACAUGCAGGCAACAUAGAUUCAUUUUCCGAUGAACAGGUUCUCGAAGAAGCCAAGAAGAUCCUGCUGUGGUGUGCCACACCUGAAUCCAUUUAUCGUGAAAACAAACUGUACAGUACAGAGCGAGAAAACAUGAAAAGGCAUUACAAUGAGGAUCAGGUUCAUGUUAGCGCCAUUGGGUACUUACACCAUAUGAUUGAGGCCAAACAAAGCCCCCAGCUAUUUACACAGAUAACGUGUCAUUCUAAAUUGUUGGCUGCAAACCACGAGAAAGAGAUCAUCAACGCCAUCUCCUCUCUGCAGCGCGUUGAAAUUCUGUCAUUGUCCUCGUUUGAUACAGAGCAGCAGUUUAGUAAUCGAGUCCAGCAACAUUUUGUGCUCAAUCGGAAUCAGCCUAGCCUCCUGAUUAUACAGUGUGAUUCUGGAGAUACGAAUUCUGACUUGAUAGCAUGUGGGCGGUACUGUGUGAUGGAUGAGUUUGAAAAAGUACGGGAUGUUUUGGAGUCUCCCUCUCAUAUUGCAAUAAUUGUUCAACUGCCGAGAAAGGCUGGUGGAUGUUUCACAGGAUUCCAGUGUGGUGAAUGGCAUUCGGUUCAUAUUGACGAUCUGUACCCUGAAGACACCAAUCUACCAAGUAUCAAUCAAAUCCAAGACAAAGCUGUCAGUGAACUGUUUUACAAACAAAGUCGUGAGGAGGAACAUGGUGAGGAAAUGCAGACUGAGCGUGACAGUGAAAAUUUAUACGGGGAAUCCACACGACAGGCUAUGGGCGUUGACCAAGAACCUAAUGCUGAAAUUGAAAUGCACGAGGGUCAAAUAAAAAACAUGUUGGGACUCAUAACAAAAUGUGUUCAGCCUGCUCUUGCAAUUGUUAAAAAUCAAGAACAUUUUUACGAAAGGGAAACAAAACGUGUAGAUAUUGUAUUGUCCUUCCUGAGAAGCACUGCUGAAACACGCGCAGACAAUGAGGGAUUUAUAACUGGAAUCAUCCAAUGGCUUGGCGCAUUACUGAAAGAAAAAGAAAAUGAUGUUACAUGGUACCUCGCUAAGCAGUGGAUCACCAGAGAUGCAGCUGCCAUAGAUAAUAUCAACAAAAACGGGACAUUCCGACGGUCUUGUUAUCAAACGAUCGUAUCUAAAGUGAAGCCAGUGCUAGCUGGAAUAUUUGCAUUGCUAGACACAAAUAGCAACCUGGAUAUGGUUGUAUGUGAUGUAACAUGGAAAAGGGUUUUUUGGCUGAAAUGUCUCAACCAUAAGGAUUUUCUGCAGAUGAAGUACUCGGACUUGCAGUCGCCAAAGCGUAAAAGUGAGCUUGGAGAAAUGAUAGUGCCUUGUACAGGAUUUGCAGGACACCAGUUCAAACUGAGAUUUCCAUUCUCAUGGCUGAUACUCGAGACAGUCGAAACCUUGUUCAGAGACCUUUUGUUUGAAGGAGAUGGAACUGAUCGACUAGAGAGAUGUACCUUAGGAUUAAGGUCUUGUGCUGCUGGUGACAUGAUUUCGGAGCUUCAAGUUGUAUUGUGUGCCAAUCAGGACCUUGAAUUGCGGAACAGUUCCAACCCAACCCUUCAUAAAGUGAUGGAAGACUACAUUCACGACUUUGUACAAACAGUGUACAACGCUGAAAGAGAAACAGAACUAAAUAUUGUGUGCAAAAUGCUGAUGUUCAAAACUCUCAGCAUUUGUGAGUCACACGGUGCAACAACUGAUCUUAUUAGUCACAUUGUAAGCGCCCGAUUUGCCUUCGAGGAGCUGUCGUGCCGACUCUCAUAUUUCCGAAGCGUGAACCACAUCUGGCCAGAUUGCAGUGCAAAGAUAGAAGAAAUACAACAAUCCAAUCCUGACCAUAUAAUGUUCAAAGAACACGAGUUUACAUUUGCUACGUUGUGCCUUCUUAUUGAUGAGCUGAAUCCUUCACCGAAAGAUCUGGAUGACAGAAGCGAACAACUCAAAUGGCUUGAAAGAGUGUAUCGUUAUCGACCAGUUGUAGAAACGAUCCUCCAACUUCGAGGCGAGGGUGCAUUGUUUGGCAAUCACAGUUUUGCAUCUGUGAAAAGAGCAAAGUGCAUGUGGAGUCGAGUGUUAGUGAUGAAGUUAUUCCUGGAAAACGUUUGCAAGAAAGAGACCAAAGACAACAUAACAAUCAAGCACUGUAGACCUUUGUGGGUGCUUCUUGGUGAUGAAACAGACUUUAAAGAAUCAAGAUCUUUUAUGGCUAUGGAAAAGUUCCUUAAAAUGUGUAACAAGACUGCUGUGAAAGACAGUAUUGGGUCUGAAGUAAGAUGUAGCCGCUGCGAAGAAUUACUGCAGAGUGCACCAAUCUCGGUGCCUUGUACAGCCAGACACAUUAUUUGUCAUACAUGCUGUGGUGAAAUGAAAGCUCUUCUCGAACGUAAAUGCCCAGAUUGUAACGAGGAAUUUGAAGACCACUGGAAGCCUGUUGUAGACGAAAAUAGAAAGAUUGGCAAUGAGAAGCUGGAGAAAUACCAGCAGCAGUGUAACACAUUCUUUUUGGAGGCAGUUACCCAACUGUGCUUUGCUGAUGAAGAGCCACCAUCGGAAGAAGUACUUAGCAAGCUUCUUAGCUAUGUAACUUGUACUUCAAAGGUCGGAAGACGGUACACAAAGAACAUGAAUAUAUUUGACACAGGUGUUGAUCCCAACCCUGUCUUCAGAUCAUUCCUGCUGCAGUUGAUGAUGAAGUCGAGAAAUGAGCAAUACGUUUCCAAAUAUCUAAGCCAGUACAUUGAAGAGACCAAUUUGGGUGUGGACGUCAGCACCAGAGAGAUGAUAGACAUGUAUUUGCUGAUCAUACACUGUUGGGAGGAUACACAAUUCCAUUCUUUGGAGCAAAGUGGAGAAUCGAAAUCGCUGAUUGUUUGCCAUUCUCUGGAAAACGCUGUCAGAGUAAUGAACAACCCCGCAGAACUAACUGACUUGUUGUCAGCCAUUGCAUCAACAAGAUGUUGUUUAGAAGUAGCAGCGCAGUGCCUCGUAAGAUGCCUAUCGCAUGGUGCUAGCAUUCAAACAGUAUCACCCGACGAUCGGAAAAUAAUACAAGCUGCUAAAUUGCUGUGUGAAAAUACACUAACAAAUUGGCCAAAGGUUUACUUGGUAAAGCUGUUGUGUCGACGGUAUGGUAUAGAUGUGUAUCAGAGGUUGUCAAGGUCAGCGGUAUCCAUCUUUAAAUGGCUGGCUAUUGAAGGCACCGAACAACAGACGGAGGUAUGUGACAGAUACAUCAUAUGCGGCGAUGCGUACACAAGUAUCAGGGAAGCAAUUGCAAGAGCUGUUCUUGGCGAAGACAUUACCAAAUUAGAAGAGUUACUGCAGGGCAUUCACACACGAGGAGAGCCAGUGGAAACCUACUUGCAACUGGCCAUACACCGAGAGAUUACAUGCUCAAAUGUACGGCAGUCAGCGCGUGGACCUACGCAUGGGUUGCCAAAGCUGAAUGAAUAUCUAGCGGCUUCCAAUAUGAUUCAAGACAAGGACCUGACGGGAAUGUUGGUUAACAAUGAAAUGAAACCAGAUUUCCUGAAGAUGGGACCAGGAAAUGAUCUUACACACCAAGGGUUACAGUGUUUACUUGCUCAUUUUCACAUUGUAAUGUCAAAACUCCAAGCAGGAUCGACACUUCUUGAUCCACUUAUUAUGUUAAUAAAUGGAAAUCCUAUCAUACAGAGCAUGUUAUUGCCAACCAUGCCACAGGAUGAUCUUGAAGACAUCCAAGCUGCUUUGCUCGCAAAUCGAGGAAAUGAUAACCCUGUUUUCUAUCGUUGUCCGAAUGGUCAUCCUUACUUAAUAGGAGACUGUGGUCGGCCUAACUCGGUUGGAAACUGCCCCGAGUGUCGGCAGCAAAUCGGCGGGACUAGUCAUCAGGCGCUACCAGGAAAUGUAGUCAAUUCAAGGGGCGAUUCAACACAGACCGGCCACAUACUGGGUCGAGCCAUUCGAGGUGGAGUUAUGAGACCUGAACGGGAAUUGAAUCCUACCUAUUGUACAGCUACCAGACUGUUCCUCCACAUGGCCAUGUACCUGGGUCCUGCUCAACAGGUGAACGCUGUUAUUAAGCCUGAUCUUGAAGAUAAUCAGGUACCCGGUUUUUUGUUGGAUCACAUCAGUAGUAACAUACACGAUUUACAACGAGCUCUAGGACGAAGUAAAGACGAUGUCCUUCUACUCAUGCACAUAGCGAUAAACAUUAUGAUGAGGAUGAGAGAAACAAGGGUGUCACAAUCAGUAGCCAGAUUGUCCUCGAAAGCUGAUCGAAAAGCAUGGGAAGCUGAGUUUUCUGCCCAAAUUCUACACGACGUCCUUGUGAAUGUGGAUGCAUUGCUGAGAAACUGGAAUAAUCGUCUUGUGACAGACCAAAGACUGGGAGCUGAUCCUUUGAUGUGCCUCAUAUACGAAACUGAUAGUAGCCAAGAACUAGAGGACGCCAACCAGCUGGUGAACAUUCCGAGGAUGUGGAGAUUCCGAACACCAAUUACUAUAGAGCACAUGUGCCAGACCCUCAAGUCCAAAGGUCAAGAUGGCACCAGAACUAAGCCACCUCUUGUUCUUCAACGUUUCAUGAAUGAGGACUGCUUUCUGCAGGCCCUCAGAUAUAUACCAAAUAUUCUCCGUCUUCAACGAGCUCUACUCCAGAAAUACCAGAAGAAACUCGACAAAACUGAAGCAAACUCGAUCAAAGUAAAAGAUUUAAAGAAAGAGCUCGCAGUUGGUCAUGAAACUGAAGGAUUGAUAAAUGAUUUUGCGUGUGCAUGGGAAAUCACAAGGAAGACCCUGGAACAAUAUGGUUGCCCUACUGAGUUUGGAAGAAUGUAUGUUCCAAAGGAGUUUUGCCACCAAACAAUAGAUGAUGACACGCAGAUAGCAGUGUUUCUUCCGUCAACCAGUGGCCCGGGCCUAUGUUCUUAUGUCAUGCUCGAUUUUCUUUUCCGAAAACAAAACAGCUUCUUAGAUAGCUACAUUAUGGGCUCUGGAAGAAAAGACACAAGACACCCAUCAAUCAAACCAAUGGCAGUGACUUCGGCACAUCUGAUCAGUUAUACCCAUGUACAUGACUUAAUGCCCCUUGUGUUGGCCAACUGUCAUUACUCCUUCGAGAUGGGCGUCGGGACCAAGAUUGAGUAUGACUUUGCUGGCAUGGAGAGACAGCUUAUUGACAGGCUUCUCUACUCCAAGUCAAUGAUAGAAUUUGGCCGUUUUCUGGAGAUCGAUCAGAUGAUCUACAGGACUGAGGUUACGAAUCAGAGUGUUUUAAUGAAACUGUCAGAGAGGAUUCCGCAGACAAAUCUGAACGGAGCAGUGCGCACUCAAAUAUGCGAAGAAUUACGACGACUGCCUGAUGUGUGCAGAUCCCUCGAUAAUCUGGAUAUUGCUAUCAGCUUUCUGAAAACAACUGGGGGUCAUCCCACUGCACAACUUAUCACAUUUAUGGUUGAGACAUUGCAGAUUGAAGAUGCUAUGUUAAGUCAAAAGGCCCGCCAGUGCUGUGAGCUGCAGCAUGCAAGGGCGUUGUGGCUGCUGUUGUCAUUCCAAAAAUCAAAGUUUCUAAUAGACUAUCGACAGAGCACAGAGGAGGUGUUUGAAACAUUACAACAUGACAUGUAUACAGAUUUGGAUGCUCAACUGGAAGCCAGUUUCCUAGAUUACAUUAAUAACCUUACCGUGGAUAAACUUACGAACAUACUGGAAGCCAUGCAUGAAUUCCUGCUACUCAGUGUGUCCAUCCGCCAAAACGAUGAAAAUGAGGAUUAUAUAGACACAAGCAGAUACAUAUUUGUUGAUGGGUUGCGUGCGUAUGUUGAACUGAGUAUGUUGGCUCUGGAUGUUGCAACAUUGGAAGACUUUCCACAUGAUAUAUUGUACAAACAUGGAGCAAAAGCCUGGGUUUUGGCUUACACAACUUUGACCAGAAAAUUAGGGAACAGGCGGCGGUACUAAAUACGCAUGUAUGUUAGAACUGUGAUUGUUUAUUUUUGAACUGAGCAUAACUUGCACAAUUGUUGGGUUGUUGAUUUAAUAUUGUAAUAUGUAAAUUGGAAGUUUAUUUAAGUGUUUUGUGGUUCCAUUGUAACUUGAGUGAAGAUACAUCUAUGUUUUGUAAAUAAACCAAAAUGAGACUGUAUUAACUGACUAUUUAUAUAAUGAACAUGCAAUUGAUUGAUUGUUACGCUGUGCGAUUUGAUGUAUAACUGAUAUUGCUAUAAAUUAUUGUUAAAAUGCAUACACAUGUUUUUAUUUAAUAGCAUAAUAUAAUUACAUCACCAAUAUAUGUGUUAAUACUGUUAUAUUUAACAUACUUCAGCCUCACUACAUAGCACAAUCAUUGUACUAAAGUGCAUGAACUUAAGUGACGGCAUUAACGGUAUAUGGGAUAAAAUACUUAUUUUAUGCUCUUUAUACCAGAUUAUCCAUUCAAAUUAUAAGUGUAAAUUGGAUUUAUACUGCUUAUGUAAUUGCAUUAUCGUUUUAACUGUGAGUUUAGUACAUGUAUGUUUUUACACUAUCCUAUUUAACGUUUUAAGUUAUAAUUGAUUUUUUUGUUUGAUAGAAUAUUGGAUGUUAUUUCCAUUUAUGUUGUAUAAGACAAAUUCGUAUAUUUUACCCUUCAUAAUUUUAACUUGUUCAUUACAGUAUUAUGACUUUCUUAUGUAUACAUUAUAUUCUAUGUUCAUAGCGUUUAUACAUUUGACGAUUUGAUAGAUUUUAUUAUGUUUUAUUAUUUUAAAAUUAUAAAUUGUUUGUUAGUAAGUAGUUAAUGAGUGUACAGAAAACAUCAAAUUAUGGAGAUAAAAUGCUUGAAUUCCAUAAGUUUUGCAAUACGAUUAACAUCGACAUAUAAGCAAUGACGCAAGUGAAAAGGCCUGUUGAUUAUAAUUAUUUAUUGAAAUGCUUUCAAAAGGAAUGCUUUCGAAAAACAUAAUCUCUCUCAAAUUGACCAUAACAGAUGACGAUAAAUUGUAAGUUAGCAAUUGUCAACAUGAUUAAAUUAUAACUUUAGGUGCAAUUAAUAGCAAAAAGCACGUUUUUACAUAAAAAAAUGCAAUUGCAUCAUAACGGUUUGCUAUGAUUUUGCUUUUUGGUUUAAUUACAUAAUUUAUAUUUUAUUUUGUGUAUUGAUUAAAAAGCGCCGUUUCGUUGCUUUUCUUUCAACAUACAUAAAGCGAUUUUUGUUUUUAUCGGCCAAUGGUAUGAUUUAUCGAUGAGCUGCUAAAACUUUUGUUUGGUUAUUCAUUAUUUUUUUAUUGCAUAUAAUUGAUGUUAAGCCUAUAUCUUUAAUUUAUGUAAUAUAUUGGU
This is a messenger RNA of Dreissena polymorpha, 16046 nucleotides long. RefSeq names its product E3 ubiquitin-protein ligase rnf213-alpha-like. The transcript has 91 exons. The coding region runs from base 204 to 14690 and encodes 4828 amino acids. The record is from RefSeq and is a predicted model, not a curated record. Lineage: Eukaryota; Metazoa; Mollusca; Bivalvia; Myida; Dreissenidae. Gene Ontology annotation, molecular function: ATP hydrolysis activity; ubiquitin-protein transferase activity; ATP binding.